AUGGCAUCUUCGUCGUCCAACGUUGUUGGAGUUCAUUAUAGAGUGGGGAAGAAGAUUGGUGAAGGGUCUUUUGGUGUUAUCUUCGAGGGUACAAACCUCUUGAAUAACCAGCAGGUGGCUAUCAAGUUUGAACCACGCAAGAGCGAUGCUCCUCAACUGCGUGAUGAGUACCGGACAUACAAGAUCUUGGUCGGAUGCCCUGGCAUUCCCAACGUCUACUACUUUGGCCAGGAAGGGUUGCACAACAUCUUGGUCAUUGAUCUCCUUGGUCCUAGUCUUGAAGACCUCUUCGACCAUUGCAAUCGUCGGUUCACUGUUAAGACCGUAGUGAUGGUCGCCAAGCAGAUGCUUUCGCGUGUCCAAACAAUCCACGAAAAGAAUCUGAUCUAUCGCGAUAUCAAGCCGGACAACUUCCUCAUCGGACGACCGGGAACCAAGGCUGCCAAUGUGAUUCACGUCGUCGACUUUGGCAUGGCCAAGCAAUACAGAGAUCCCAAAACCAAGCAGCACAUCCCCUAUCGUGAACGGAAAUCGCUGUCCGGUACAGCACGUUACAUGAGUAUCAACACCCAUCUGGGACGGGAACAAUCACGACGGGAUGAUUUGGAAGCUCUGGGCCACGUCUUCCUUUACUUCUUACGAGGUGGCCUUCCCUGGCAGGGACUGAAGGCAGCUACCAACAAACAAAAGUACGAGAAGAUCGGAGAAAAGAAGCAAACAACUGCCAUCAAAGAUCUCUGCGAAGGAUACCCAGAGGAAUUUAACAAAUACCUUACCUACGUCCGCAACCUUGGUUUCGAAGACACCCCCGACUACGACUACCUGAGGGACUUGCUCACCCAAGCUCUUAAGAACGCUGGCGAAGUGGAGGAUGGAGAGUAUGACUGGAUGAAACUGAACGGCGGCAGGGGCUGGGAAUACAAGGCAUAUUCGUCCCAGCAGCACCUGCAGCACAAUCUUCCUAAUUCGUCCGCCCGCGAGCUCCAUGGACAGCAGCUCCGCGGCAGCCAGAGGCCUGGUGUUACUGCAGACCGUUUAAACGCCGCGCAGCCCCCGCCCCCAUCUCCAGCGAAACCCGGAGCUGGGAAGACGCGCGACCGGCCAAGCGCCUCCGGCGGAAUGCCGCCGAAACGUCAGAGCGGGGGUUUGGAAGCGACAACACCGACGGCAUCGACCCAGGCGCAGUUCCAGAACUCGAACGCGAACCUGUCCGGUCGCUUGGGAAGUCCGGCGAAUCCCACGAAGAACAGCCAACAAGGCCAGGGCACUCAGGGCAAUGACCCGCAGCCAACUUUCGUCCAAAAACUGAUGAAAGUGCUGUGCUGCGGUAGGUGA
Aspergillus udagawae is the source of this 1335-nucleotide messenger RNA. Its product is annotated as casein kinase I. The record is from RefSeq and is a predicted model, not a curated record. Gene Ontology annotation, biological process: signal transduction; peptidyl-serine phosphorylation; endocytosis. The transcript has 5 exons. Bases 1 to 1335 code for a protein of 444 amino acids. Gene Ontology annotation, molecular function: ATP binding; protein serine/threonine kinase activity. Gene Ontology annotation, cellular component: cytoplasm; nucleus. Lineage: Eukaryota; Fungi; Ascomycota; Eurotiomycetes; Eurotiales; Aspergillaceae.